UUAUUGCCUUGCAAUUUCAACAGAUUGUGUGUUUUGUUAACUGACUUGUUAGACCAUCUAUAAUUUUCUGCUUUAGUACUUAUGCUGUACCUACCUUCACCUCUGUCCCCCAGUCCAAGCAUUCACUUGCCAUGUGUUGGCACUGAAAGGCCCCCACAGCUGUGAAUACAGUGGAUCCCCGGUUUACGAUCACCUCCCAAUGCGACCAAUUCUGCUACAUAACUUCAAGCUCUGCCUGUGUCAAGAAAUAAUGAGUUACAGCGUCCAUGUCUUACAUGAUGGCUACUCAAGAAUGGAAGAUGGGAUGAUGAAAGCUAACUGCACCUGUACUCUUGUUAAAGGCCCAAAUAAUUUGAUUGUUGACACCAUGACAGCCUGGGAUAAGGAAAAGAUAAUCUCAGGUCUUCAGUCCUAUGGAAUAACCUGUGAUGAAAUAAAUUAUGCGAUCGGAACUCACGGACAUUCCGACCAUCUUGGAAACCUUAAUCUGUUUACCAACGCUAAACAUGUUGUUGGCUUUACAGUUUCACACAGAGACAACUUCUUCAUCCAUCCCUUCGAGACAGGAGAGGCAUUUAAGAUAGACGAGAGCGUGGAAGUGAUCCCCACUCCCGGCCACACUUCCAACGAUGUUAGUGUUGUGGUCAAGACUCAGCACCUCACAACAGUUAUUGCAGGUGACCUUUUUGAAAGAGAGGAGGAUAUUACAGAUCCAUCACUUUGGAAAUAUGUUGCAGGAAGUGAGAAUGCAGAAUUACAGGAAAAGCACCGUAAUAAGGUACUUCUUUUGGCAGAUUACAUUAUUCCAGGCCAUGGUCCUAUGUUUAAGGUCACCAAAGGUAUGAAAGAAGCAGCCAAAGCAUCAUCAAUUACUGUUAAGUAAUUAAAAUGCUGUGAAAUAUUCCCAUGUAUAUUCCUACUAAGUAUUCACUGUAGAAAGAUAAUUCUUAGUCUCUCUGAAAAACUGCCUCACAUUAUCAUGUCUCAGUUAUUGAAAGGAUCAACUUUGCCAGUGACAGUGGAAAAACAAAGUUGGAGAUGCAUUGGGACCUAUCCAAUAAGUCUCCAUUUGAAUCCACACACAAUUGAAACUGGACCUUCAAGCCAGAAAAAUAAUAUAGACCAAGAGUUGGAGUUUACCCCCCAUACACAAAUGGAUAAUGUGAGGUGGUUCACAAUGACUUAUUUCCAUAGAUUUAUUAUAUACUUUUGAGAUCAACAAAAGAAAAAACACCUUUUCAUAAAUGCUUUAUUUACUUCACUAUUUUGAUACAAAAUAUAUAAUUGAUAUAAUUACAGUUACAAGAUGCACCUGUACUGACCACUCUUAUAACAGACAACAAUCUCUCUUCUGGGUAACCAAAUUAAAACUCGUACAAGUAUUUUGUCAGCAAACAAUAAUUGCCACAGAACAUGAAACACACCAAUUAUGGCAUGAUACAAAAAUAAAUGUACUGCAUAAAAGAUGGAUAAGAUUUGCAUGUGUCAAUCACAAUCCAAGCACUACCACCCAACUGUCGAGUUAUAUCAAAAUAACUCGUCCACAGAAAUGUUUACUCAGUAAUAAAAAAAAAAAAACUCGUUCUACAUUAUUAGAUCUGUAAUAAACUUUUGGAAGACAUGAUGUUUAAUGAUCUCUAUCUAAGCGAG
Molecule: messenger RNA, 1650 nt
Organism: Cherax quadricarinatus
Lineage: Eukaryota; Metazoa; Arthropoda; Malacostraca; Decapoda; Parastacidae
Product: metallo-beta-lactamase domain-containing protein 1
Source: RefSeq, a predicted model, not a curated record